Messenger RNA from Boleophthalmus pectinirostris (great blue-spotted mudskipper), 2523 nucleotides. Its product is annotated as cyclin-dependent kinase-like 2. The transcript is spliced from 9 exons. The coding region runs from base 1 to 2523 and encodes 840 amino acids. Gene Ontology annotation, molecular function: MAP kinase activity; ATP binding. Lineage: Eukaryota; Metazoa; Chordata; Actinopteri; Gobiiformes; Gobiidae. Gene Ontology annotation, biological process: intracellular signal transduction; protein phosphorylation. The record is from RefSeq and is a predicted model, not a curated record. Gene Ontology annotation, cellular component: cytoplasm; nucleus.
AUGGAGAGGUACGAGUCCCUGGGGUUGGUGGGCGAGGGCAGUUACGGCGCCGUGCUGAAGUGUCGUCACCGAGAGAGCGGCCGCCUCGUCGCCAUCAAGAAGUUUCUGGAUUCGGACGAAGAUAAAACGGUGAAGAAGAUCGCCCAGAGGGAGGUGCGCCUGCUGCGGCACCUGCGUCAUGAUAACCUGGUGAGUCUUGUGGACGUCUGGAAGCGCCGCAGACGUUGGUUUCUCGUCUUUGAGUUUGUGGAAAAAACUCUUCUGGACGAACUGGAACAAAACCCACAGGGACUGGACCUGCUCACCUGUCGACAACACCUGUACCAGAUCCUCCGAGCCACGGCCCACUGCCACCAACACAACGUGAUCCACCGCGACAUCAAGCCCGAGAACAUCCUCAUUUCUCAGGGGGGCGUGGUCAAACUGUGCGACUUCGGCUUCGCUCGCACCGUGGCGGCGUCGGAGGGCGGAGCUUACACCGACUACGUGGCCACGCGCUGGUACCGCCCCCCCGAGCUGCUGGUGGGAGACACGCACUACGGAAAGCCGGUGGACGUUUGGGCCGUGGGCUGUUUGCUGUUGGAGAUGCUCACCAGUCGGCCCCUGUUCCCCGGAGAGUCGGACCUGGACCAGAUCCACCACAUCGUGCGCUGCUUCGGGGCCCUGACCUCUCACCAUCAGGAGUUGUUCCAGUCGAACCCUCUGUUCUCUGGAGUGCGUCUGCCUCAGUGCUCUGGACCAAUCACGUUACAGCAGCGCUUCCCGUCCCUCCCCCCCGCCGCGCUCCGCCUCGCCCAGAGUUGCCUCCAGAUGGCGCCGGAGCAGAGACCUGAGUGUUCAGAGCUGCUCGAGCACGAAUUCUUCACCCACGACUCCUUCAACAUCAGGUUUUCAGACGAACUAAACGCAAAGAUCCAAAAGGACCACAGGGAGAACUCCACUCUGCCUAAAAUCCCCAAAAGCACCACGAGACCCACCAAAGAGGAGCCGGAGGAGAAGGAGCGGAAACACCACAAACUCCCCGAGAACCUGGACGAGAAAACCAGAACCAGAAAGGAACAAGACAAGACAACGAACGAAGACAAGACGAGAGCCGCGAGGCAGGCCAAGCUCCCCAAAGCCAAUCUGACCGCGCCGGAGACCACCAAACCCACGAAGACCCCAGGAACCAAGGAGAACGCCCCGAAGAACACAGCUCCCGUCAAAACUAAAGCUCCAAAACCCAACGACGCACAAGAUCCAACAAAGACUUCCACCAACAACCCCAGUGUGAAAGCUAAAGCGAGCCGAGCGCCUUCGCCGGACCCCAAACACGACAAAGAGCCUAAAGUGAGUCUGAAGAACCCUAAACCAUCUCACUCCGAGCAGAGCCAGAGGUUUGUGAAGAAGAAACCUGAGCCUCAGAACCUAAACGCCAGGUACGACCCGGAGAGAAGCCGUUCACCGCUGGUCACGCCUCAAACUGCGAAAAGAACCGGAGACACACGAGAAGAAGCUCCGACGAACAGUAACGAGGACAGGAUCUCCAAGUCGAGUCAGACGCUGGAGAGCUGUAUGACAAAACACCCAAGUGUGUCCGAGAACAUCACCAAACCGAAGCUCAACCAAAGUCUGGAGGCUUCCGCUUCAAAACAGGGCACCAGCGUGGACUUCAGGAGCUUCAGAGUGAUGGCUCCGUCUCACAGUCCGUCCAAGUUCACGCUGCAGACGCUUCCACAGCCGAGCACGCUUCCCAAAGCCUCCAGAAACACCCCAGACGCCUCGAACGCUCACCGUCUGAGGAUAAAAGCUCUAAUCAGUAACUUUCCUCUGGAGCGAGCGCCAAGUGGAGCGUUCAACAGCGGGAAGGUUUUCGCUAAAGGUCCGACGAGGGAGGAGGCACCAACAGAAGCUUCAGACGCUCGGAACAAAGAUCUGAACCCAGGAUCUUCAUCUGACGUCCCCGAUCCAACCGCCACACGGCCCGACAAACGGUUAAACAUGAGUGAAACCGAAAGCGGAGCUGCGGUGGACCACGGCGGCCACUGGUGGAGGAGUGAAGGACUGCAGGCUCUUCAGCUCACAAAGAGAGGGAUUCUGGGAGGUGUAGUCCGCUCCGGCUCAACUCUGACCCCAACGAGACCAGGACCCAGACCAGGACCCAGACCAGGACCCAGACCAGGUCCCAAACCUGGUCCCAAACCUGUCCCAAACCUGGUCCCAAACCUGGUCCCAAACCUGGUCCCAAACCUGGCCGUGGAUGAGUUGGACCUGUGGGACUCUGAGGACCUGUUCUCCUGCUCCCCACCUCCUCCCCCCCCUCCCUCCUCCACGCCCCUGCUGCUCCUGGCCCCGCCCACUCCGGUGAACCCGCCCCGAGGAGACGGCGCCCCCCACAGCCCGCUGAGGUCAACGCUCGGACCGCGAGGCGCCGAGGAGGGUUUGGACCUGAGAGACCAGAGGGACCAGAGGUACUACAGAGACCAGAGGGACCAGAAGGACCAGAGGGACCUGAGGCACAGUGUCCAGAGCCACAGGCCUUGA